AUGGAGUUUCCUAGUACUGAUGAGAUCCAAGGCGGGAUCGACGCCAGAGAUGUUUGUGAAGAUGACACUGUGUUGUGGACAGAAAAAUGGAUGGAAAUCAAGUCUCUUCCUUACGGUAUCAUGGCUAGCUGUUACCUAGCGACCUUUGUAUCUAUUCGGUCCAUCACUUCAGCAUGGGUAUUAGAUGCUUUCAAGUGUAAACUUGGCGGUUUCAGUAAUUACGAGUCAUCCGGCGGAGAUCCGAGGGCUGCUAGCAACUGGGGUGGCUCCACGGACCGUCAUCCAAUCUCCCGGUUCGGACGACUCUGGUCCCGAGAAAAGCAGAAUUUGGAUACCGAACGAGCAUCUUUCUGA
This is a messenger RNA of Protopolystoma xenopodis, 354 nucleotides long. The record is from the annotation of a GenBank genome assembly. Lineage: Eukaryota; Metazoa; Platyhelminthes; Monogenea; Polystomatidea; Polystomatidae.